Messenger RNA from Cannabis sativa, 2340 nucleotides. Its product is annotated as common plant regulatory factor 1. Gene Ontology annotation, biological process: regulation of DNA-templated transcription. Gene Ontology annotation, cellular component: nucleus. Gene Ontology annotation, molecular function: DNA-binding transcription factor activity; sequence-specific DNA binding. The transcript has 14 exons. The record is from RefSeq and is a predicted model, not a curated record. NCBI's taxonomy places the organism in Eukaryota, Viridiplantae, Streptophyta, Magnoliopsida, Rosales, Cannabaceae. The coding region runs from base 571 to 1803 and encodes 410 amino acids.
CACGUGGAAGUUGGCGUGGCGCUCUUCUUCUUCUUCUUCACUUCAUUCCAUUUUGUACAGAGAGAAACUGAGAAAUGCUUGAGGCUAUGAAGCUCGGUGAACAGUGAUUUCGCCAUUCACGGAUAGUUGAAGCUCUAAGGAAUAAUAUUUUUCAGGAAAUUUGAUUCGGAGACGGAGAUCUUUGGAAUUUAGAGUCAGAGGUUCUGAUUCUUCAUCACCACUGUCAAUGUUACUCGGGGUAAACCUGUUCUGAAGUGCUCUAAGACGCAAAAGAUAAACAUUGUAGUAGUAGCUCACUAAAUCUGCCUUUCUCCUACUUGGAAAGGUCUUACAAAUUUCAAUCCAGAAACACUUACUGAAGAGAGGGAGGAUUUGAGCUCACUAUUUUCUUAAACUUCUUCUCUUCAGCCUCUGUACAAAACACAAUUAGUUCCUCUGCCAUGUUAUGGAAUCUCCACAGGAAGCUAGGCUGGCCUUCAAAAUAUCAGUAUAAUAGUGUGAUUCAUCUAUCAAGAAAUCUCCGACAUACCCUUGAAUUGUAUUUGAAACAAUCCAGGUCGGUACUGGACUAUGGGAAAUGAAGUAGAGGGAAAGUCUGCUAAAUUUGAGAAAACUUCUCCGCCUGCAACCCCGGAUCAGACUACUCCUACUAAUCAGGCCAAUAUUCACGUAUACCCUGAUUGGACUGCUAUGCAGGCAUAUUAUGGUCCAAGAGUUGCUCUCCCCCAAUACUACAACGCAGCUGUAGCUUCUGGCCAUGCUCCUCAUCCCUAUCUAUGGGGUCCACCACAGCCUAUAAUGCCCCCUUUUGGGACACCUUAUGCGGCACUCUACCCACAUGGCAAUGUCUAUCCACAUCCUGGAGUCCCUCUUGGAGCACAUGGUCAAGGGGUUCCAUCAUUGCCUGCUCAGGCUGUUACUCCUAUAAGUGUGGAAAUGCCUACAAAAUCAUCUGGAAAUUCAGAGAAAGAGUUGGAGAAAAAGAUGAAAGGUUUUGAUUCACUUUCCAUGUCAAUAGGCAAUGGUAAUGUCGAGAGUAGGGCUGAACAGAUGCUGUCACAAAGCACGGAGACAGAAGGUUCAAGUGAUGGCAGUGAUGGGAAUACUUCUGGGGCAAAUCAAAUCAGUAGAAAAAGAAAUCGUGAGGAGACACCAACUACAGGAGAUGAGAAAACUGAGAAGCAGAUCAACUCAGUUUCUGAUAAGACAAUGGGUGCAUCUUUCUCUGCUGCUGGCGUAUCAGCAAAGUUAGUCGGACCUAUAGUUUCCCCUGGUAUGACCACGGCAUUUGAUCUCAGAAACCCUAGUAACUUGAGCCCCAACCAAACUUGUACGGUCUUGCCUUCGGACUCCUGGGUGCCGAAUGAUCGGGAACUGAAGCGUGAAAGAAGGAAACAGUCUAACCGAGAAUCUGCUAGGAGGUCAAGGUUGAGGAAGCAGGCUGAGGCUGAAGAUCUUGCACGCCAAGUUGAAUCGUUGACUUCUGAGAACUUAGCACUUAAAGUAGAAUUAAAUCGAGUAACAGAAAACUCGGAGAAGCUGAGGCUUGAGAACACUAAACUAGUGGGUAAGCUGGAAGAAGCAAAACUUGGGCGUACCGAAGAGAUUGUAAUGAACAAGGUCGACAAGAGGACUCAACCUAUAAGUACAGAAAAUUUCCUGUCCAGAGUUAAUAACUCUGGUUCCAUUGAUAGAACUGCAGAGGAAGACAACGGCACGUAUGAGAAAAACUCAAACCCAGGUACCAAGCUACAUCAACUCCUGGAUGCAAAUCCGAGGGCUGAUGCUGUCGUUGCGGGAUGAUCAAGGGACUAGUUUUUGGGCGGUCUCUUUAAUUAUGUAGUUUUGGCAUAUUUGAAGCCCAAAAUUACUGUUAACAAUAAGCAGGAGGAGAAUGAAACGGCUCAACAGAAAAACUGAUUUCUCUAAUUUUUACUUGAGAGUUAGGUGUCAUGCAAGAACUGAUGCUUUUCUAAUUAUUAGAGUUUUAGAGUGCUGAGAUGAGAUGGCCUCUGAAAGGUAGGUAGUUGUAUAUUGAAGAGGAUCUUUAACUUGAUAAAGAUUUAGGGUAGAGUAGGUAAGAAACUGUUUGGAUGUGUCUUGUUGUGGUGUAAUUUUAUUUUAUUUUAGUGGUGAUAUAAUGUGAGAGGCUGAACUGAAGGCCAUGCCAUCACCAUGCAAUGGGUAUUUUGCAAACUCUAUUGUUUUCUCUCAUUUGAUGUUUGAUGACAAAUGUGGAGGCUUUCUUUGAAAAAGUAAUAGUAUGAUACAUUUUGCAAAUUAAAUUCUAAUACUUCGAACAAACAAAGAAAUGUAAUGAAGAUUAUUUUAUUUCCAUUA